Messenger RNA from Oncorhynchus tshawytscha (Chinook salmon), 7176 nucleotides. RefSeq names its product kinesin family member 21A (gene kif21a). Bases 396 to 5183 code for a protein of 1595 amino acids. The transcript is spliced from 35 exons. NCBI's taxonomy places the organism in Eukaryota, Metazoa, Chordata, Actinopteri, Salmoniformes, Salmonidae. Gene Ontology annotation, biological process: microtubule-based movement; mitotic spindle organization. The record is from RefSeq and is a predicted model, not a curated record. Gene Ontology annotation, molecular function: microtubule binding; microtubule motor activity; ATP binding.
UGACGCAUUGCGGCUCGAGCAGGAUCGGUGUGUGCAUUGUGCGGGAGGCGUGUGUCCCUCUCCCAACCAAAGAGCAAGGAGCGAAAUCGACUGGACCACGCAACAGCCUCUCCGCUCCAAACAGAAUGUCGUCAAGGAUUGUAUUCUAGCUGGAAAUGCAAGGGAGCACCGACCAGUCGCAGUAUUUUAUUUAAAAUCUAUAGACCCAUAAUAAUCUGAAAUAUGGCUGAAGUGAAGUCGAGGUGAGUUGCGCUGUUGCUCAGACAACUUGCUGUUGAGUGGUGCGCACUCCACUCUCCGCCUCUCGCCAGCCAGCCUGUCGGAUGAAAAGAAAACGGAUAGAUCCCGUUCUUUUUUGUUCUUCUAUCAAUCGAUAGUCAUUAGACUGUGGAAUCAUGUCGAUGGGACAGGACGAAAACUCAGUCCGGGUGGCUUUGAGGAUUCGUCCUCAACUGGCCCGGGAGAAGAUCGAGGGAUGUCACAUCUGUACGUUUGUGACCCCAGGGGAGCCCCAGGUGAUGCUGGGUAAAGACAAGGCCUUUACUUACGACUAUGUGUUCGACAUGGACUCCUGUCAGGACAGCAUCUACGCUAGCUGCACUGAGAAGCUGAUUGAGGGCUGCUUCGAAGGAUACAACGCCACCAUUUUUGCCUAUGGCCAGACAGGGUCAGGUAAGACCUACACCAUGGGUACAGGGUUUGAUGUUAAUAUCGGGGAAGAGGAGCUGGGCAUCAUACCCCGGGCGGUCAGCCACCUCUUCAGGGGCAUUGAGGAGCGCCAGCAGGCCGCUAAAGAGCAGGGACGACCCGUUCCUGAGUUCAAGAUCAACGCACAGUUCCUGGAGCUUUACAACGAGGAGGUGCUGGAUCUAUUUGACUCUACACGGGACCUGGAAGCUCGGGCGCAGAAAUCCCACAUAAAAAUCCACGAGGACGCUAAUGGAGGAAUCUACACAGUAGGGGUGACCACACGGACGGUAGCCUCCGAGGCAGAGAUGAUGCAGUGUCUGAAGCUGGGUGCUCUGUGUCGUACCACGGCCAGCACCCAGAUGAACGUCCAGAGCUCCCGCUCUCAUGCCAUCUUCACCAUUCACCUGUGCCAAGUCAGAGUCUGUGCAUCCGACAAUACAGACAACAACGAGACAGACAACAACGAGACUGACAACAGGAUUGCUAAUGGCAACUCAGAGAUGGAAGAGUAUGAGACACUGACCGCCAAGUUUCACUUUGUGGACCUGGCCGGUUCUGAAAGGCUGAAGAGAACCGGUGCUACAGGAGACCGAGCUAAGGAGGGAAUCUCCAUCAACUGUGGACUGCUUGCUCUGGGGAAUGUAAUUAGUGCUUUGGGAGACAGGAGCAAGCGAUCCACGCAUGUGCCCUACAGAGACUCAAAACUCACCCGGCUCCUACAGGACUCUCUAGGUGGAAACAGCCAAACGAUGAUGAUAGCCUGCAUCAGUCCGUCUGACCGGGACUUCAUGGAGACUCUGAACGCCUUGAAGUACGCUAACAGAGCCAGGAACAUUAAGAACAAGGUGAUGGUGAACCAGGACAAGGCCUCCCAGCAGAUCUCUGCUCUCAGGACAGAAAUCGCCAGGCUACAGAUGGAACUGAUAGAGUACAGGACCGGUAAACGUAUGGUGGGAGAGGAUGGUAUGGAGAGCAUCAACGACAUGGUCCAUGAAAACACCAUGCUGCAGACUGAGAACAGCAACCUGAGGAUCAGGGUCAAAGCCAUGCAGGAGACCAUUGACGCCCAGAGGGCCAGACUCACACAGUACCUCAGUGACCAGGCCAACCAGGUCCUCGCCAGGGCAGGUGAGGGCAGUGAAGAGAUUGGGAACAUGAUCCGGAGCUAUAUCAAAGAGAUAGAGGACCUCAGGGCCAAACUCCUGGAAAGUGAGUCUAUGAAUGAAAACCUGCGUAAGAACCUGUCCCGUGCCUCCUCACGCCAGUCCUUCUACCCCGGAACCUUCUCCCCUGCCCUCCUGGCCCCCGAGAAGGAGGCCUCCGACAUCAUCGAGAUGGCCAAGAAAGAUCUGGAGAAACUCAAGAAGAAGGAGAGGAAGAAGAAGAAGAGGCUCCAGCAGCUGCUGGAAGAGAGAGAGAGGGAGGAGCUUGUAGAGGAGGAGGAUGGCAGUGUCGUCAAGGAAGAAGUCCCCGACAAUGACCAAGACCAAGGGAUGGAAAAAGAGCUGACUGAGCGGUCCAAUGACGAGCCUGAGAUGGAGGGGAGUGACCAUGAGGAGGAGGAAGAUGAGGAGGAGGAAGAGGAGGAGAUGGAUGUGGAGGAGAGCUCUGAUGAUUCAGACUCUGAGUCAGAUGAGAAAGAGAACUUCCAGGCGGACCUGGCCAACAUCACGUGUGAGAUCGCCAUCAAGCAGAAGCUGAUCGAUGAACUGGAGAACAGCCAGCGCCGUCUGCACACGCUCAAACAGCAGUACGAACAGAAACUGAUGAUGCUGCAGAGCAAGAUCAGAGACACACAGCUGGAGAGAGACCGGGUGCUGCACAACAUGGGCUCAGUGGAGACGUGCAGCGACGAUAAGGCUAAGAAGAUCAAGCAGGAGUACGAGAAGAAGCUGAGCAUCAUGAACAAGGAACUACAGAAGCUACAGUCAGCCCAGAAGGAACACGCACGCCUGCUCAAGAACCAAUCCAAGUACGAGACGCAGCUGAAGAAGCUCCAACUGGACGUCACAGAGAUGAAGAAGACAAAGGUUCGUCUGAUGAAGCAGAUGAAGGAUCAGCAGGAGAAGAACAGGAUGACAGAGUCCAGGAGAAACCGAGAGAUCGCCACCCUCAAGAAGGACCAGCGCAAACAGGAGCACCAGCUGAAGCUCCUAGAAGCCCAGAAGAGACAACAGGAGCUCAUUUUGCGCAGGAAGACUGAGGAGGUGUCUGCUCUGAGGAGACAGGCCAGGCCUAUGUCUGGUAAGGUGACCAGCAGGAAGGUGAGUCUCCCAGAGCCCCUCCAGGACUCCUCCCACCGACCCCCCUCAGGACGCCUGCAGUCCUCUGGCUCCACCGCCACCAACGGAACCAGGUCCUACUACAGGCGGUCAACAGGCAUAUAUUCCACCAGAGUGGCCAGGGUGAAGUGGCAGUCUCUGGAGCGUCGUAUCUCUGAUGUCAUCAUGCAGAGGAUGACCAUAUCCAACAUGGAGUCUGAAAUGAACCGCCUGCUAAAGCAACGUGAGGAGCUGACCAAGCGGAGGGAGAAGGUGACCAGAAAGAGGGACAGGCUGGCGGGGGAGGGGCCUGAGGCUGAAAAGGCGGUGCUUCCCCUCAAUGAGGAAGUGGACGCCGUGGUUGCCAACAUCGACUACAUCAACGACAGCAUCGCUGACUGCCAGGCCAACAUUAUGCAGAUGGAGGAAGCCAAGGAGGAGGUUGACACAGUGGAUGUUUCCGCAGUCAUCAGCUCCUGUACCCUAACAGAAGCCCGCUUCCUGCUGGACCACUUCAUGUCUAUGGCCAUCAACAGAGGUCUGCAGGCGGCUCAGAGGGAGUCCCAGGUGAAGGUGAUGGAGGGCAGGCUGAAGCAGACUGAGAUCACGAGCGCCACUCAGAACCAGCUGCUGUUCCACAUGCUGAAGGAGAAGGCUGAGUUUAACCCCGAACUGGAUGCCCUGCUGGGGAACGCUCUGCAAGAGCUAGGUAACAUGCCAUUGGAGAACGGGGAUGACAGCAGCAGUGACGAAUCUGCCCAGAGUCCUGCAACAGAGGGACACUCCCUGGCAUCAGAUCUAAUGAAACUCUGUGGAGAGACCAAAACAAGGAGCAAGGCUCGUAGAAGAACCACCACUCAGAUGGAGUUGCUCUACGCCAAUAGUGACGCCGCCCCUGACAUGCCCAGCGGAGAUUUCUCCUCCCCCUGUCUCCCAUUGGCUGAAACACCAGAAGAGGGCAGAGAUCCUGAGACCCCCAUUGGCUCAUCAGUCAGGGACAGAGACUUUAUGGCUCAUUCUCCUGGCUUGGCCUCUAAGAUGGGCAGCAUUUCCGGCUCCAUGGCUGCCGCCUCCUCGGGGGCGGAAAAGAGAGUUCCAGAGCCCUCGCCGCUCUCUCGCAGGAAGACCUAUGACAGGGCACAAGCGGCGGCUAAGGUCAAGGAGAUCAAACAAGGGGUAAUCAACCCAGUGCCCUCUUCAAAGGGCAGUCGGUCAGCAACACUACAGUGUGUCCACGUGGCUGAGGGUCACACUAAAGCGGUGUUGUGUGUCGACUCUACUGAUGACCUCCUCUUCACCGGCUCCAAAGACCGUACGUGUAAGGUGUGGAACCUGGUAACGGGUCAGGAGAUCAUGUCCCUGGCGGGUCACCACAACAAUGUGGUGUCAGUCCGCUACAGCUCCAGCCUGGUCUUCACAGUCUCCACCUCCUACAUCAAGGUCUGGGACAUCCGAGACUCAGCCAAGUGCAUCCGCACCCUCACGUCUUCUGGUCAGGUGACUCCUGGCGAUGCCUGUGCGUCCAGCACCAACCGGACUGUCACCAUCCCGGCAGGAGAGAACCAGAUCAACCAGAUUGCCCUCAACCCCAGCGGCUCUGUCCUGUACGCCGCCGCCGGCAACUCUGUCAGAGUCUGGGACGUAGGAAGAUUUGUAUCUACAGGGAAGCUGACUGGUCACCUGGGUCCAGUCAUGUGUCUGACUGUGGACCAGAGUGGGAACGGUCAGGAUCUGGUCAUCAGCGGCUCCAAGGACCAUUACAUCAAGAUGUUUGACGUGGCAGAGGGGGCCCUGGGUGCUAUUGGCCCCACACACAACUUUGAGCCUCCCCACUACGAUGGUAUCGAGUCCCUGGUGGUGCAGGGGGACGUCCUCUUCAGUGGCUCCAGGGACAACGGCAUUAAGAAGUGGGACUUGGCCCGCAAAGACCUACUGCAGCUAGUGCCCAAUGCCCACCGUGACUGGGUGUGUGCCCUGGGUGUGGUGCCUGGCUCUCCGGCCCUGCUGAGCGGCUGUAGAGGAGGGGUGCUCAAGCUUUGGCACACAGACACACUGGGGGCCCUGGGGGAACUCAAGGGCCACGAGAGCCCCAUCAACGGCAUCUCCACCAACAGCAGCCACCUCUUCACAGCAUCUGAUGAUCGAACAGUGAAGAUCUGGCGUGCCCGGGGCGGACUCGACAGCACCUUAGAGACAACGGCGGACACCACUGACGAGGUGGCCAAUAACUGAACAUGGCUGUGACCUCCCGUCGUGACCCUUAACCUUGGACGCUGCUGACUAGCACUUUUACCUCUGACCUUUCACCUUGGAAACCAUGGAACCCCCCAGCCCCCACAUAUUGUAACCAUGUAACUGUGCAAGCUCGCAGGAUUGGAAUCUUAUCUCAGCAUAAGUAGCUGUAGUCUUUCUCCAGAGUGAGAGAGAUGUAUCCUUAGGGAAAUUUAUCUAGUCUAACCUGCCUGGCAGUUGCACUGAGCAUUGUGCAGAAUAAAUUCUCUGUUUGCUUGGUAGACAUCUUUCCCUCUCAGCUCAUAUUAAGUAUAUAGUAAGCCCACAAGGGUCAUAUUUAGACACACACACAUACAUACAUACAUACAUACAUACAUACAUACAUACAUACAUACAUACAUACAUACAUACAUACAUACAUACAUACAUACAUACAUACAUACAUACAUACAUACAUACAUACAUAGAGGCAGAUUUUUAGGGUCUUUCUGGGCUGGGGGAGUUAAUGAAGGCGAGUGGUGCGGAGAGGAGGAAAAGAGGAUGGGUGGGCCACUGGGCUCUGUAGCUGGCCUACAAGACCUGGACCAGGUUCUCCAGUGGCACAGCAAAGGAACAGAAGCACUGUAAGCAGAACCACUGUCCCUCCUUAUCUGAUAUCAAUGUGGCUUUAUGUCAACUGACAAAUCACCGCACCCCCUUAAAUCACCGCUUGGUUUAAAUGUUAUUUUGCUUUGAAUUCAGCUCCCACUUAUUGUAGCUGACCAAAUUGUGAAACUUGUCUUGCACUUGUCAACCUGUCAACUGGAUACACUAACUAACAAUACUCUUGUAACCACUUGGAAAACGCCUUCAGUCAGUCACCUUCUGUCUGCUAUCUUCGUCUUUACACGUAAUCCUUACUGACUCUAUGUGCAAAUACAAUGUCUCUUUGAGGAUACACCGACUGUCUUCACUCACUCGUCCACUGCUCAUAAUUUAUAUCUAUGUAGUAAUGUACGAUUCUCCUCUUAUUAAUGCUGUUACCACACCCUCCCUCUAAAAGUUGUGAACUAACCUAACGCCUGUGCUGCUAAGUUGUUUGCUCACCUUUGACCCAUAGAGGUCUUCUGUUCUGGACCCCAGGUGAGGUCCACAUGGUAACCGUAGUUACGUACUGUAUAUAAUAAUGUAAAGUGUGAGGAGGAGAGGAGCCGUUUACCUGUGCCUGUACUGUAAGCCUCCUAUCCUGGUCCUGGAAGUCCCCUGUGUGUGGUGGUUGUAUCCUGUGUGCCAGUUUUACUGCACAUUACAACUGCCAUAUCUGUGAUUGCUGUGAGCCAGGGAUGGGGUCAAUACCAUUUCAAUUCCAGUCAAUUCAGAAAGUAACACAAAUUAGAGAUGGAAUUUUUGUGUACUUCCUACAUUUACUAGAUUUGAAAUGGAAUUGACCCCAACUAUGGUGUAAGCUGAACUGUCAAAUAAUGAAUUGUAUCUGCUGUCUGCUGGGACUAUUGAAUGUUAAAGGACAAGUAGCAGCAGCCAGCAGCACAUGAUCUAUAUGUUAACAGUAUUGUAUGAUGAAAUCAACUGAAGGUUAGCAUUGUUGAUCACCAAAACUCGCUCCACAAGGGAAACUGAGGACCAUAGUUCGGAGACGGUGUUCUAACAGCACUCUUAAUGCUUUUGAACAGAGCCUUUCUCCCUGACCCUGUGUCAGCCUGUUAUGUUUCCUGGUCUGCGUCUGAAAUUGCACCCUAUUUCCUAUAUAGUGCACUACUUUUGUACAUAGCACUAUGGACCCUGGUCAAAAGCUAGUGCAUUAUAUAGGGAAUAGGGUGCAAUUUCAGAUGCAGCCCUGAUUCUCUUGUUCUGUUAAACUGUAUGUAUUAAAACCAAUCCUGGGUUCCCCUCUGGGGUUUAACUGUAGAUGGCCCUCCCCAAAAUGUCUGACUCCGUACUGUAGCAGUUCUGAUGUCAGAUGCCUGGUGAAAUAAAUGUCAUCCUUCAAAAACCA